Molecule: messenger RNA, 3472 nt
Organism: Crotalus tigris (Tiger rattlesnake)
Lineage: Eukaryota; Metazoa; Chordata; Lepidosauria; Squamata; Viperidae
Gene: TMTC1
Product: transmembrane O-mannosyltransferase targeting cadherins 1
Exons: 20
Coding region: 101-2980 (959 amino acids)
Biological process (GO): RNA processing; protein O-linked glycosylation via mannose
Molecular function (GO): protein binding; mannosyltransferase activity
Source: RefSeq, a predicted model, not a curated record
AGGCGGAGCGGCGGCAGAGCGCGAGCGAGCGAGGGCGGCGGGAGUGGCUGUCUUGUAUUUCUCUGGCUAUGCAGGCGCGGGGCGAAGAUGAGCUCGGGGAAUGCUCUGCGGAGCAAGGCAGUUAGCCGGCCGCCAUAGCGGGAUGGGGUCGGCAAGCGGGAGCCGCAGCAGCCGAGAGCCGCUAGCGCCGCUGCCACAGCCGCGGUGGUUAGCUUGGGCUGGCCGGCUUGGGCGCUGCGGGGCUGCGGCGAGCGCCGCGCUUUUGGCCGCUCUCUGCUACUGGAACUCGCUGCAGGGCGAGUUCGUGCACGACGACGUGUGGGCGAUUGUCAACAACCCGGACGUGCGACCGGGAGCCUCCCCGCUGGCCGCCUUCUCCGACGACUUCUGGGGCAAGGGCAUGGCCGAGAACACCAGCCACAAGUCUUACCGCCCGCUCUGCAUCCUCACCUUCAGGCUGAACAUACUGUUGGCUGGGAUGAAUCCCUUCUACUUCCAUGCCUUGAAUGUAGUCCUGCAUUGCCUUGUGACACUUGUGCUGAUGUAUACUUGUGACAAAACUGUUUUCAAGGAUAGUGGCCUGGCUUUUGUCACAGCUCUAUUUUUUGCUGCCCACCCCAUUCACACUGAGGCCGUAACGGGUAUAGUCGGCAGAGCAGAUGUUCUGGCCUGUCUGUUAUUUCUUUUGGCUUUUCUCUCCUAUAAUAGGAGUGUGGAUCAGCUUUAUGUUGGGGAACAUUUUCCUCCCACUGCCUCCCCGUCCUUUUUGCUGCUUAGUUUAUUUCUUGGGACUUGUGCAAUGCUGGUAAAGGAAACGGGGAUCACCGUAUUUGGCGUCUGCUUAGUGUACGAUGGCUUCCUGCUUUCACAAAAUGGAUCCAGAUUAAAAAAUGGAGGGCUACAUGUGAAGAUGGUUCGGCAGCCAGCAGCGUCUCUACAAACCCCUUUACAUUUUCCGUCAUCCAGCCGGGAGAAUGGGAAGCACCGUGUGGCUCACAGGGGGACAUGGAACUCCUGCCACCCUGCCUCCCCUGAAGAACAACAGGGCGAUGGCCUUUCCACCUUAAGAAAAGCUCCAUGGGCUGUGCUUAGUUACCUGACAGCGAGUAACAAGCAGAAAUUCUUAUAUUCCACAAGACCUUUUUUAAAGAGGGCUGCCUUGGUACUUACCUAUGGGAUCCUACUUAUGUAUUUUCGCCUAUGGAUAAUGGGAGGUUCCAUGCCAGCCUUUUCAGAGCAGGACAAUCCAGCUUCAUUCUCACCGUAUCUUCUUACAAGGUUUCUUACUUAUUCCUACCUCCUGGCCUUCAAUGCCUGGCUUCUACUAGCCCCAAUUACGCUGUGCUAUGAUUGGCAGGUUGGGAGUAUUCCUCUGGUUGAAUCAAUCUGGGAUCUGAGGAAUUUUGCUACCCUGAUCCUUGCAUUCGUGAUGUUUGUCCUUUGUCUACAUUGUUUUGUAGCAUUUAAGAAACUGGAACACAGAGAAAUUCUAGUUGGCCUGUUGUUCCUGAUUUUCCCCUUCAUGCCUGCUAGCAACCUCUUCUUCAGGGUGGGAUUUGUUGUAGCAGAACGCAUCCUGUAUAUGCCUAGUAUGGGCUACUGCAUCCUAUUGGUCCACGGCUUAAACAGGCUUUGCCUGUGGCUACAUAAAUGGGGAAUCACCGCAGUGUCCUUCUCGGCUUUGCUGCUGCUUCUGUUCUCUUGGAAAACAGUGAAACAGAAUGAAAUCUGGUUGUCAAGAGAAUCUCUUUUCAGAUCAGGAGUCCAAACUCUACCCCAUAAUGCCAAGGUUCACUACAACUAUGCCAAUUUUCUGAAAGACCAAGGCCGUGAUAGAGAAGCCAUCUACCAUUACAAAACGGCACUCCAGUUGUAUCCACGUCAUGCAAGUGCCCUCAACAACCUUGGGACGUUGACCAAAGAUAUGGCACAAGCAAAGGAAUACUACACUAAAGCUCUCCAGCUGAAUCCUCAACACAACAGAGUUCUCUUCAAUCUUGGAAAUCUUCUCAAAACCCAAGGGAAGAAAGAGGAAGCACUUCUCCUCCUGAGAAAUUCCAUUCAGUACGGACCAGAUUUUGCCGAUGCCUAUUCUAGUCUCGCUUCACUCUUGGCUGAACAGGAACAGUUAAAAGAAGCCGAGGAAGUAUAUCAGGCUGGCAUCGAGAAUUGUCCCGAAAGCUCUGAUCUGCAUAAUAACUACGGGGUUUUUUUAGUCGAUACUGGAUCUCCAGAGACUGCAGUCUCCCACUAUCAGAAAGCCAUUGAACUUAGCCCCGGUCAUCACGUGGCCAUGGUGAAUCUGGGCAGACUCUACCGCUCCUUGGGGCAGAACAAGGAUGCUGAAAUUUGGUACAAGCGGGCACUUAAAGUAGCACGGAAAACUGAAAUCCUGUCCCCACUAGGAGCACUGUAUUAUAACACAGGUCGAUAUGAAGAUGCAUUAAAGAUUUACAGGGAAGCUGCCUCAUUACAGCCCUCCAACAAAGAGACUCGGCUGGCACUGGCUCAGGUUUUAACAAUGAUGGGACAAGCAAAGGAAGCAGAGCAAAUGUUGAGCCAUAUUGUGACUGAAGGGGCCGAGUGCCUGGAGUGCUACCGCUUGCUAUCUGCCAUCUACAGCAAGCAGGAGAACUACAACAAGGCACUUGAAGCCAUAGACAAAGCUUUACAACUGAAACCAAAGGACCCCAAAAUCAUAUCAGAGCUCUUUUUCACCAAAGGAAACCAGCUAAGAGAACAAAACCACCUGGAUAAAGCUUUUGAGAGCUAUAAAGUGUCGGUAGACUUCAACCCAGAACAAGCACAAGCAUGGAUGAAUAUGGGAGGCAUUGAACAUAUCAAGGGUAACUAUAUCACUGCACGUCAAUAUUACGAGAAAGCUUUACAACUGGUUCCAAACAGCAAGCUGCUGAAAGAAAAUCUGGCAAAACUGGACCGCCUAGAGAGACGGCUGCAGGAAGGGCGGGGAAGAGGGUAACAGGAUUGGCAAGACAAAUCACACACCUCUUGGUUAAUGACUGCCUGUUGUGGAAGCCCCACAUUUCCCUCAAGACAAAAGCGAACAGAACAGAAUUAUGGGGCAGUGGGGACCCAAAACAGGAGGCAUCUAUGAAGGGAUCAUAGAGGAGUCACCAAAGCUUCAGGAGCCCUCCUGGAGAUGUUGUAGGACAGGUGAAAUCCUAACCUUAAUCCAGAGAUGAUGUUGGGGAAAUGCUUCAAAAAUGGCUAAAAUUCAAUGCAUUGCUGGGAUGAUUGUUGGAAGGGAGGCAAGGACUUGUUUUAACAAAAAUCAGAGAAAGUAUUAAUCUUGCAAGAAAAAUGCUCUUGAAACCAGGUGCCUGAUUAGCGAAGAAUGUAGCUGCAUCAGUCAGUGAGGAAGUAAGGGAAGAGACAGGGACAGUUGUCACGGAGGGGAAUAGCACAUUCCCGAGGCACUUGUAAAAUCUUGGUAAUAAAUCUUGAAGAAGAA